UAUGAAUACAUAUUUAUGCUUUUGUUUCAGGCUGAUCAGCUAAUGUUUGCUCUACAUUUUGUACGAGGAAUGCACCCUGAACUUUUUCAAGAGAAUGAAUGGGAGACUUUUACAGGUGUGAUCAUUGGAGAUACCAUAAGAAAAUCAGAUUCACAAAGAAGUGUUCGUGACCAGAUUCCCCGUUGGAUAGAACAGGACCGAGCCUGGGCAGUAGCAUCAUUGAAGAUUUCUCUCCCAGGUCUCUAUCAGACACUUUGCUUUGAAGAUGAAGGUGUGUGGCACACUUUUUCUCAGAGCUCUGUGUGUGAACAAGACUUUCCAUCUACUAUUGGAAAAAGAAUUUCCUUAUUUCAGCAGGUACUUGUGGUCCAGGCCAUCCGACCAGACAGACUACAGAGUGCCAUGGCUCUUUUUGCAUGUAAAAUCCUAGGGAUAAAAGAAUUAUCUCCACCACCUCUGAAUUUGAAACGUCUUUAUAAAGAGACUCUGGAAAUUGAGCCCAUCUUGAUAAUUAUUUCUCCUGGUGCUGAUCCUUCUCAAGAGCUGCAGGAACUUGCCAGUAUUGAAAGAAGUACUGAGUGCUACCAUCAGAUUGCAAUGGGCCAAGGCCAAGCUGACGUGGCUAUUCAGACUUUAAAAAAAUGUGCCCGUAAUGGAGAAUGGCUGUGUUUAAAGAACCUGCAUCUUGUUACAUCUUGGCUUCCUGUGCUGGAAAAGGAACUGAAUACAUUACAGCCUCAACCAAGCUUUCGCCUUUGGCUUACUACUGAAGUUCAUCCAAAAUUUACACCAAUUUUGCUUCAAUCAAGUCUGAAAAUAACUUACGAAGCACCUCCAGGCCUCAAAAAGAAUCUCUUGCGAACCUAUGAAUCUUGGAUGCCAGAGCAAAUUAGUAAAAAGGGAAACUUGUCUCGAGCCCAUUCUCUCUUUUGUUUAGCAUGGUUUCAUGCUGUAUGCCAAGAAAGAAGAAAUUAUAUUCCUCAGGGUUGGACCAAGUUUUAUGAAUUUUCUUUAUCUGAUCUCCGUGCUGGUUUUGACAUUAUUGAUAGACUCUUUGAGGGUUCCAAAGAUUUGCAGUGGGAAUUUGUACAUGGCUUGUUUGAAAAUGCAAUAUAUGGAGGCCGUAUAGAUAAUUACUUUGAUAUGAGGGUUCUUCGGUCCUACUUGGAGCAGCUUUUCAAUUCACAAGUCAUUGGCAGUUUAAAUGCUAGAGGCAAGAAGAUGUCUAGUUUCCCAUAUUCAAUCUCUUUACCAAAUUCCUGCAGCAUUUUGGAUUAUCGUAAUAUUAUUGAAAGCCUUCCAGAACAUGAUAAACCUGACUUUUUUGGCUUGCCUGCUAAUAUUGCUCGUUCAUCACAACGUAUGAUCAGUUCCCAGGUCAUUUCACAGCUUCGGAUCCUGAGCAGGUCAGUAGCUGCUGGCUGCAAAUUUGACAGAGAAAUAUGGUCUACUGAACUUUCUCCUGUUCUCAACCUAUGGAAGAAACUCAAUCAGAAUUCUAACCUAAUUCAUCAGAAGGUGUCUCCUCCUGUGGAGCAACAAGGAACUCCAAUCUUAUCAUUCAUUACUCUGGAACAAUUCAAUGCCAUUCGCCUUGUGCAAAGUGUCCAUCAGUCACUUGCUUCUUUAAGUAAAGUCAUCAGAGGUACAUCAUUGCUGAGUUCUGAAGUACAAAGACUAGCAAGUGCUCUGCUAAAUCAGAAGUGUCCCCUCACAUGGCAGAGCAAGUGGGAAGGUCCUGAAGAUCCUUUACAAUAUCUUAGAAGUCUUGUAGCUCGAGCACUUGCUAUACAGAAUUGGGUAGAAAGAGCAGAGAAACAGCAACUGCUCUCAGACACCCUUGACCUUUCAGAGCUAUUUCAUCCAGACACAUUUCUCAAUGCCUUACGCCAGGAGACUGCAAGAGUAAUGAGCUGUUCAGUAGACAGCCUUAAAUUUACAGCAUCAUGGAAAGGACGAAUACAGGAAGGCAAACUCCAAGUUAAGAUCAGUGGCUUGCAACUGGAAGGCUGCAGUUUUGAUGGAAAUCAACUUUCAGAAAAUCUGCAUGAUUCUCCCAGUGUGUCAUCUGUUCUCCCUUGUUACAUGGCCUGGAUUCCACAGGAUGCAUAUGGUCCGUAUUCUCCAGAGGAAUGUAUAUCUUUACCAGUCUACACUAGCGUGGAGAGAGACCAUGUGGUAACAAAUAUUGAUGUACCUUGUGGAGGAAACCAAGACCAGUGGAUUCAAUGUGGUGCUGCUUUAUUUUUGAAACAUCAGUAA
Messenger RNA from Mesitornis unicolor (brown roatelo), 2262 nucleotides. Its product is annotated as cytoplasmic dynein 2 heavy chain 1-like. The annotation marks the transcript as partial. NCBI's taxonomy places the organism in Eukaryota, Metazoa, Chordata, Aves, Mesitornithiformes, Mesitornithidae. The transcript is spliced from 19 exons. The record is from RefSeq and is a predicted model, not a curated record. Gene Ontology annotation, cellular component: dynein complex. Gene Ontology annotation, biological process: microtubule-based movement. Gene Ontology annotation, molecular function: dynein intermediate chain binding; dynein light intermediate chain binding; minus-end-directed microtubule motor activity.